Messenger RNA from Melopsittacus undulatus (budgerigar), 4181 nucleotides. RefSeq names its product DnaJ heat shock protein family (Hsp40) member C16 (gene DNAJC16). The coding region runs from base 31 to 2358 and encodes 775 amino acids. Lineage: Eukaryota; Metazoa; Chordata; Aves; Psittaciformes; Psittaculidae. The transcript has 14 exons. The record is from RefSeq and is a predicted model, not a curated record.
CCCGGUGGCCGCGUCCCCCCCGCCGCAGCCAUGGAGCUGGGCCGGGCGGGCCUGGCCUGGGCCGCCGCUCUGCUGCUGGCGGCGCUGGGGGCGCAGGCCGCGGCGGGGGACUUCGACCCGUACCGAGUGCUCGGGGUCGGCCGCAGCUCCAGCCAGGCCGACAUCAAGAAGGCCUACAAGCGGCUCGCCCGGGAGUGGCACCCUGACAAAAACAAGGACCCGGGAGCAGAGGACAAAUUCAUCCAGAUCAGCAAAGCUUACGAGAUCCUUUCCAAUGAGGAGAAGAGGGCAAACUUUGAUCGCUACGGAGAUGCUGGGGAAAGCCAGGGCUACUCUCAGCACCAGCAUCGCCAGUUCCACCGCUUCCAUGAAGGAUUCUAUUUUGAUGAGUCCUUCUUCCACUUCCCUUUCAACUCGGAGAGGCGCGACACCUCCGAUGAGAAGUAUCUGCUCCACUUUUCCCACUACAUCAAUGAAAUUGUUCCAGAUAGCUUCAAGAAACCUUACCUCAUUAAAGUCACCUCGGACUGGUGCUUCAGCUGCAUCCACAUCGAGCCUGUGUGGAAGGAAGUUGCUCAGGAAUUGGAGGCACUGGGAGCAGGGAUCGGGGUCGUUCAUGCUGGGUACGAGAGGCGCCUCGCCCAUCACCUGGGUGCACACAGCACCCCCUCCCUGCUGGGGCUCAUCAAUGGGAAAAUCACCUUCUUCCACAAUGCUGUGGUUCGGGAAAACCUGCGGCAGUUCGUGGAGAACCUCCUGCCCGGGAAUCUUGUGGAAAAGAUCACAGAUAAGAACUACAUCCACUUUCUGUCCAACUGGAAGAAAGAAAACAAGCCCCACGUCCUUCUGUUUGAUCACAUGCCAGUUGUGCCAUUAUUGUACAAGCUGACUGCCUUUGCCUACCGAGAUUACUUUUCCUUUGGUUACGUGUAUGUGGGACUCCGAGGCACUGAGGAGUUGUCCAGACAGUACAACAUCAAUGUCUACACCCCCACCAUGAUGAUCUUCAAGGAGCACAUCGACAAGCCCGCUGAUGUUGUACAGGCACGAGAUAUGAAGAAGCAGCUCAUUGAUGACUUCCUUUCUCAGAAUAAGUUCCUCCUGGUGGCCAGGCUCACCAACCAGAGGCUGUUCCAGGAGCUGUGUCCUGUGAAGAAGUCUCACCGUCAGCGAAAGCACUGCGUGGUCCUGCUUACUGGAGAAGGAGAGAAGUUUGCUGAGGCUUAUGAAGCAUUUUUGACUUUUGCUGUGGCCAACACGAAAGACACACUGAAGUUUGUGCACAUCUACAAUGAUCGGCAGCCGGAAUUUGCAGACGCCUUCUUGAUGGAUGAGGAGAAGUAUCGGGGAAAAUCAGCUGUGGUCAUUUUGGAGAGACGCAAUAACGAAGGGAAGGUGGCCUAUAAAACCCUGGAGGAGGCCUGGCAAGGCAGCAGAGAGGACAACUUCAUCCUCCUGGAUCUUCUGGACCAGCUGAGGACAGACCCCAACCUCCUCUCCUCAGAGACUGUCCUGGCAGACUUGAACGAUGAGCUGGCUCCCAUGUUCCUUAUCCGAUGGCUCUACUCCACACUGGACUAUCUCUCAGACUGCUGGGAUAGUUUGUUCCACAGUAACUGGCGAGAAAUGAUGCCGCUGCUGUCCCUGCUCUUCUCUGCACUCUUCAUCCUCUUUGGCACUGUUAUUGUUCAGGCUUUCAGCGAUUCCAGCGACACCAGGGACAGUCCUCCCUCAGAGAAAGAGGAAACCGCAGCAAAGACUGAGAAGAACGAUGCGAGCUUCAGCAAAGAGAGUAACAGCAGGAUUCCCAAAAAGGGUUUUGUGGAGGUGACGGAGCUGACGGACAUCAACUACAACAGUAACUUGGUUCGCCUCAGGCCAGGUCACAUGAAUGUGGUCUUGAUCCUGUCCAACUCAACCAAAACUGCCCUCCUUCAGAAGUUUGCCCUGGAAGUCUACACAUUCACAGGGAGCAGCUCUCUUCACUUCUCCUUCCUCAGCCUGGACAAGCAUCGGGAAUGGCUGGAAUACCUGCUAGAGUUCGCCCAGGAUGCAGCCCCCAUCCCAAACCAGUAUGACAAGCAUUUCCUGGAGCGCGACUACACAGGCUACGUCUUGGCUCUCAACGGCCACAAGAAAUACUUCUGCCUUUUUAAGCCUCACAGAGCAGGGGAUGAGGGGGGAUCACCUGAGGAUUACAAUUCAUCGCUCCACGCAGAAGUCAGAGGGAAAUCCUCCUGCAGCCCGGGAUCUAGAUCCAUUAAAACCAAAUUACACAAAUUAUCCUUUUGGAUGGAACGCCUCCUCGAGGGUUCCUUACAGAGGUUCUAUAUCCCCUCAUGGCCAGCACUAGACUGAGAGAUCUUAAAGAGGUUCUAACAGACUUUUUAUGAAGACAAGGGACAGCUCUCUCCAGCCAUCCACAACCAAGUGUGAUGAGUGGACCUUAGGGUUUAGAUGAACUCCUCCUAGGGCCGCCGACUAGAACAUACCUCCCCGCGUCCAGAGCCCAGGAGCGCAGCCAAGUGCACUGAACCUCUCUCCCCUAACUCGGCGUGCAUUUGGACACCAUCCUACUGAAGAGCCAAGAAGUCCAUUUAUCCCCUUCUUGUCCCAGAGCUCCCCAGAUCCACCUCUUAUUUUACCUCAGAUGAAGAAAAACCCGCAAUGACUUCUUGGCCGCAGCAAUUCAGGCCAGACCGAACGCGGCUGGUGACACGGGCCAGGUCGUGGUUCUCUCUCCUCUUCCCCGUGUGCUUAGCCUGUGGUGCAUGGUGUAACACUGGCAAGACCCUGCAGACCCUCCUGGGCCCUGCCCUUCCAAAAGGCCUCCUCCCACCAGGCGGUCCUACUUUCUCAGCUUUCCCUGUGGUAAGUGAUGUGGAGUAUGAUCGGGAGCACCUCCCUCAUAGCAAACCUUUAGCUGGGACUCACCUGUGGUGUGUGGUGCAGGCUAGUAGGUGAUCUGCAUGGUUUCAUGCUCCUUGUGUCAUAGUUCCGUGUGCUGCUUCACCAGCCAAACCCAACCCGGGGAAGGAAGGAAGGGGUUUUGCACGGCCAUACAGACUGUCCAAGUGUUGAGCCAUUUAAAUGUCACAUUGAUUUUUUUCAAUGCCUUUCUGCUUCUGUCGACUUUAGACUAUGUAUCCUAGAGCCAUAUCUUUACCUGCAUCUUCAGAUCGUAGGCAUGAGCUGCUAUGAGCCAGUAGAUAUGUAAAAGAAACUCUCCUUAGCUGCCAGGGAGUUGGGCCGGGCUCCUUCCAAACACCCCUGUGUCUGUAGCACAAACUGACCCGUCUUUGUGUCAAGGAACCUACUCCUUUGACAGCUGUAUUCUUGAAACAUUGUCCCAAAGUGCUGGAUCAUCAGACUGUCAUGUACGUGUGACGCUGCUUUUGGUUUACAUGUGGGUUUAAGACUCUUGCUUUCAGCCUCUCACCUAUUUCUUUCUUGCCACAAGCCUUUGUUCUCCACACCCCUGCUACUGCCUUGGCUUCUUCCUAGGUUUGCAUGAGGGGGUUGGUGUCUUCUGGAAGUCACAGGGCUGUGUGAAGCCAGAGCAGCCGAAAACACAGGGUUUGGGUUAUGCUUUGCUCCACCAGCAGGAAAAGGCAGCCCAUGGUAAGGCAGAGGGAAGGUGAGCAGCAGAGCCAGGGCAACAGCAUCCGCUCCUCACAGCACCAUCCUUUUUCUUUGCAUCUGGGACUGAAAUUCAUGGUUCUGUGAUUCCAUAAAAUCCCAUGGGGUUUGCUCUUCCUUUCUACUGCUCCAGAGCAGACGCUGUCCCCAGGCAGCGCCUCCUCCAGCCACCCCCCAUGGUACCAAAUUGCUGUGGGGGCCCAGAACUGGUAAAGCAAAGGGAUCCGAGUGGGGUGGCCUUUGCCAAGGGGCUCCAAACCUGACGGUCGAGCCCUUGAUUCAGCAUUGGUGUUAAUUAAAAGCUAACUCAGCCCUCACCUCCUUAGUUACCAUCCUGAGCAGCCCAUGAGUAGGAGUAACUGUGCCAGUCUCUGAGCUAGCUGCCAGUCCCGUAUGAAAUCCGGGAAUGCUCAAAUCAUUUUACUGCCAACACAACGUAGUUGCUCACCCUGGGAGCAGACUGAUGUGCUUCAACCACCACAGGUAUCUCAAACCCCAUGUAUGAUGUACUUCCAAAUAAAGGCUACGAUGCUACCAACUGA